UCCUUUCCUGCGGAGAGGUCCUCCUCACAGGAAGCCCUCGAUCUGGAGGGAUCUGGUUUUUUUUUUCCCACAAAAAUGGUCUAGGCAUAGAUAAGCAACACCGGAACAUUUCUGGGAGGAGCUUGUCUGGCCCCUUUUGUGCUCCGUGAUAACCAUCUAUGCUUUCUUGCUUAGAAGGAAAAACGGGGGUGGGUGGGUUUAAUAAUUACCUUUGUUGACCUCUGUACCUUCUGGCUUCCUUCACGCCUGGGCACAAGACAUGGCCCUUCCCGGGAUUUGGCCCUGCAGUUGCGGGCUGGGCCGUGGUCAGCGGACUGAGCAUCGUCAAGUCUUUCUAUGUGUCCCAGGUUGACCUGACUUGCUGGGUCACCCAGGCUGGCCUUGAAUUUACCUCCCUUGUGCAAGGAGUACAGGCCCUGGGACUAGCGGUGGGGAACGAUGGAGGAGACAAACUUGAGGCGACGGAGGGAGGAUGAGAAAUCCGUCCAGAGCAAUGAGCCCAAGGCCACGAAUCUCCAGAAAGAGGUGGGACUUCUCAGCGGCAUCUGUAUCAUUGUGGGCACCAUCAUCGGCUCGGGGAUCUUCAUCUCCCCCAAGUCUGUGCUGGCCAACACAGAAUCCGUGGGGCCCUGCCUCAUCAUCUGGGCAGCCUGUGGGAUCCUGGCUACGCUGGGAGCCCUGUGCUUUGCAGAGCUUGGCACAAUGAUCACCAAGUCCGGGGGCGAGUACCCCUACCUGAUGGAGGCCUUUGGCCCCAUCCCCGCCUACCUCUUCUCCUGGACCAGCCUGAUGGUCAUGAAGCCCUCCUCGUUCGCCAUCAUUUGCCUCAGCUUUUCGGAGUACGUGUGCGCGGCCUUCUACGUGGGCUGCAAGCCCCCUAACGUGGUCGUGAAACUCCUAGCUGCCGCUGCCAUCUUGCUCAUCACUACGGUGAACGCGCUGAGCGUGCGACUUGGGAGCUACGUCCAGAAUGUCUUCACGGCGGCCAAGCUGGUGAUCGUGGCCAUCAUCAUCAUCAGUGGACUGGUCUUCCUGGCCCAAGGAAACACGAAGAACUUUCAGAACUCUUUCGAGGGCGCGCAGACCUCGGUGGGCGCCAUCAGCCUGGCGUUUUACAACGGGCUCUGGGCCUACGAUGGGUGGAAUCAACUCAACUACAUCACUGAAGAGCUUAGAAACCCCUACAGAAACCUGCCCAUGGCCAUCAUCAUCGGGAUCCCUCUGGUGGGGGUGUGCUACAUCCUCAUGAAUGUCUCCUACUUCACCGUGAUGACCCCCACGGAGCUCCUGCAGUCCCAGGCCGUGGCCGUGACCUUUGGAGACCGCGUUCUGUACCCAGCAUCUUGGGUAGUCCCACUUUUUGUGGCCUUCUCGACCAUCGGCGCUGCCAACGGGACCUGCUUUACGGCGGGCAGACUCAUCUAUGUGGCAGGCCGAGAAGGCCACAUGCUUAAAGUGCUCUCGUACAUCAGCGUCAAGCGCCUCACGCCCGCCCCUGCCCUCAUAUUUUAUGGUAUCAUAGCCACCAUUUACAUCAUCCCUGGUGACAUCAACUCCUUAGUCAACUAUUUCAGCUUUGCUGCAUGGCUGUUUUACGGGAUGACAUUCCUAGGGCUCGUUGUGAUGAGAUUCACGAGGAAAGACCUGGAAAGGCCCAUCAAGGUGCCCAUCGUCAUCCCCAUCUUUGUGAUUCUCGUUUCUGUCUUCCUGGUGUUGGCCCCAAUCAUCAGUAAGCCAGCCUGGGAGUAUCUCUACUGCGUGCUGUUCAUACUCAGCGGACUUAUCUUCUACUUCCUCUUCGUUCACUACAAGUUCGGAUGGGCCCAGAGGAUCUCCCGGCCGGUCACCAAGCAUCUGCAGUUGCUGAUGGAAGUUGUCCCGCCAGAGAAGGACCCGGAAUAAAAAGUCCAUCACGCAUAGCCCAAAGCUGCAAUCAAUUUAUUUUUGUAAGCAAUUAUUUGUGGUUAUUUCUUGCUGGUGUUUUUCUUAAUGAAAACAUGUAUCCAGAUAUAUGUUUAGUAUUUUUAGCUAUCCUUAAUUCUGUGAGUUAAGGGUCUUAAAUGGAGGAAGAGAUGUUUUUAGAAGUUAUCAGGAGUGCUAGCUCAACAGGCAAAAGCAGGUGGAGCUCUGCGACUCUGAGACCAGCCUGGUCUACACAGUGAGUUCCAGGCCAGCCAGGACCCGGGCUCAAAACCAAAGAACAAAAAUCCACACAUUAUCAGGAGGUGUCACCAGAGGACUGGUGGCCAGGGAAGGCUGCAGAGCAGCGUCUCCAUGACAGUGAAGUCACCACACUGACCGAGCGUCCCCAUGACAGUGCAUUGCACUGGAAUCAGCACAUGCUCAGCAGACACAGUAACCACAGGCAGUCCCUAAACACCCAUACCAAGCUGCUUUUUCUGCUCUGCUCAGCACAGGUCACUGGCAGGGGUUUGAAAUGCGUUUUUAUGCUGCUCCUCCUCUCUGCACAGCUGGUCUGUGCCCUUUGCCACUGUCCUAGGGAACCCCAUUGGUGUCAGCAUCACCCAGCUCACUGCCUUCACUGGCAUUUUUGCUUUCUACAAAGUGUGAAUAAAAUGUCACUUUGCGUUUGACACACAGCAAACUGCUUCAAACAAUGACAUUGCUGUAAGGACACUGGAACUUUAUUGACAAGGACACUCAUAUCAUAUAGGAGCCAUUCUAGAGCACAGACUCAAGGAUUUCCACCUCACAUUUCAGAAGGUUACCCCACUCGGUACAUUUUCAUAUGAUACAGAAAAGCAAGAGCUGAUUGUUUGCAUAGUCAGCCUCCUAUGUGCAAAAGUGUUGCUCAGAGGUUUAAAUAUUGGCAAGUCUGACCAUCUGAAAAGAAACGAUUUAAACAGAGCUCUGUCCCCACAAUUUCCCUGGAUCUGCUGAGACAGCCUGACACUCGGUGUACCCGGUGCCACCAUGGCCGUCACCGGCCCACAUCUGUACAAGUGGACAAAGCCAGCCCCACAGCUGAAUUGUCACAGCAAGAUGCCACGCUUUCUGUUGUCCCAAGAGCCACCCUGCUCUGUGGCCACUGUGAGCGUCACCGCAGCAGGAAGGAUGUGUUCCUGGCAGCUGCCCAGGCUGGACAGCCUCUGACCCUCUUCACAGUUGACGGGAAAGCCAGGUGCCCACCCUACAAACCCCUGGACUCCUGUGCCGCAUAUGCUCAGGUCUUAUCUUACAGGCAAGAAAACCAAGAACCAGCCCGGGCCCCGUGAGCCAGGAGGUUACUCCAGGCCAUGCAGCGGUCACUACUGGGGACUACGGAAGGCUGGACAUCUGUGUUUUUUCUAUUUUCUUCAGUUUUAUGACAUUGAGUCUUACAUAGCCCAGGCUGACCCGAAACUCCCGGUCCUCUUGUUUCUACCUCUCAAUUCUGGGUUACGGGCUUGGGCCACCAUGCCCAUCUUCGCUGUGCGUUCUGAUGUAAAAAGGAAUAAAUUCUCGGGGCAGUCACUCAA
Messenger RNA from Mesocricetus auratus (golden hamster), 3479 nucleotides. RefSeq names its product solute carrier family 7 member 9 (gene Slc7a9). The record is from RefSeq and is a predicted model, not a curated record. Gene Ontology annotation, molecular function: L-amino acid transmembrane transporter activity. The transcript is spliced from 14 exons. Gene Ontology annotation, cellular component: membrane. NCBI's taxonomy places the organism in Eukaryota, Metazoa, Chordata, Mammalia, Rodentia, Cricetidae. Gene Ontology annotation, biological process: amino acid transmembrane transport. The coding region runs from base 439 to 1902 and encodes 487 amino acids.